Messenger RNA from Pyricularia pennisetigena, 3801 nucleotides. RefSeq lists its product as uncharacterized. Lineage: Eukaryota; Fungi; Ascomycota; Sordariomycetes; Magnaporthales; Pyriculariaceae. Gene Ontology annotation, biological process: DNA repair; regulation of DNA-templated transcription; DNA replication. Gene Ontology annotation, cellular component: nucleus; mitochondrion; Slx1-Slx4 complex. Bases 1 to 3801 code for a protein of 1266 amino acids. Gene Ontology annotation, molecular function: 5'-flap endonuclease activity; DNA binding; hydrolase activity, acting on acid anhydrides, in phosphorus-containing anhydrides. The record is from RefSeq and is a predicted model, not a curated record. The transcript has 2 exons.
AUGACCACGCCCCGCUUUCUCCCGUCAUCGCCUCCAAGUCAAGCUAGGCCGGACUUGUACACAACACUGAUCUCCUCUUCUCCUGAUCUGCCUUCGAUUAAUGAGCUGGUCUCGCGCUAUGCGAAAAAGCCAAAGCCGCUUCAUUCUGGCAGCAGCGCCGCCUCGAUACCCGCAACUGUGACACCAACCUUCACCACUGCGGCGAAGCUGCUACAAUCAGCGCAAGCAGAACAAGCCGACACUCUUGAAACCCUGCCUCCGCCGAGGGUAAGAGCAAAAGCCAAGCCAAAACAAAGAGAUUCACCUGAGGUCGUUGAUCUCUCGGCAGAUCCCCCAGUCCAUGUAUUGGAACAUCAACCUGAGAAGCGAAAGGCUCGGAAAACUGCGAAUGGGGUGAACAAGAAAACAAGCGGGAGAAAAGAGGAGACGGUUGCAGAGGAUGCUGCUACUGGGGUCACAACGCCAACAAAAAGUCAGUCUUGGAAAGUUUUUAAAUCCCCUUCGCCAAGAACAACUGCCAAUCCUGAGAUUACUGGCGUUCAGGAAGUGGCCGAUACGACUGCACCUGCGGUAACAAGCGCUACGGAAUCAGCAAAGGUCACAGCUUCUGCCCCAAACAAAGUGACCAAGUCAAAAGUGCGGAAAACAUCAACAGCAGCCUCACGGAAAAAGAAAGCCGAGACUGUAAGUAAGCACUUUGCUGUACCUGAUGACGCGCCGACUGCGCCAGAACCCAUUACAGUCCCCGACGAUGCUCCCGAGGAGCAGCUAUUUACCCUGGAGCCGGCAGUCGCCAGGCGCUUGGAUUGGACACCCCCACGUGAGACUGAGACGGCGGGUCUUUGCCCUGCCUCAUCAAGCUCCAAGGAAGUCACCUCAACUUUGGACAGUACGCUUUCGGCCGCUCCGGCAGCUCUCCAGGACGUUUUCCUUACACUACAAGACAAGUUUGCCUAUCCCGUAGAACAGGUCACAAGACGAACAGAUUCUCCAAGCAGAGAACUCGCCCCACCGGUAGAAGUAAUCAAGAAACGAAAAGUGAUACAACUUGUCGGGCCUCCGAAUGAUAGUAAAAUCCACAACCAAACAUCUCCGGUCAAGUCAAAGGCACCAAAAAAGAAACCAAGGACCAUCACGGAUCUUGCGACAGCAGCAUACACAACUGAGGGCAAGCAGUCAAAUGCCCCAUCCAAAAGGGGAACCCUCACAAGUUAUCUUGAAGGGCAAGGGGAGCAAGUCUUUCAACAUUGUCAUCCAGACUCCAGGCUACGAAAUCCGGAAAGAAAAAGAAAGCCAAAAGGGCGUGGCCAGGUGCUCUUGUCUCCUUUGUCGGCAAUUGACCAAUCCGCACGGCAAGACUUUGUCUUUGGGACCUCCAGCCAAUUGGCCCAAGAGCAUUCGCCGACUUUUUUGAGAGACCUUCACGCUGCGCUCAAGCAGUCAAACGACUUGAGCGACGAUCCGUUCGCGAGUCCUAUAACAGCAGCGACAGAGGGUAGAAAACUGUGGAAUGCCGGAGCCCGUGGUGAAGAGGGCGAUCUUAUGAACAUCGAAGUCAUUGAUCUGGUCGACUCUCCCGCUUUCCCGGAUGAUCCCGACGCUAUAGUUCGUGCAGAGAUGCAGAAAAGCCCCAUCAGGUCUGAACCUAAGGGUGCCGAGAACAGACGAAUUUCAACGGUCAACCUCGAUCCCACUGAAAUUGACAUUUCAAAACCACAUGCUCCAGAUUUAGAAUCAACCAACUCAGCUGGGCACGCAUCAAAAACCCAGACCUCAAAAUCUAUACAUUUUGCGUGUAUAACACCACCCAUACCUGCUAAAAUUACAAUGGUUCCAACACGUGAAAACACUGCGGAAUCCUCUAUAGUCGCAUCAGAUGGUGAUUCAGACAAUGAACCUCCUCCAAGUAAUCAGCAGGCUUAUCAGAUACCCCCACCGCCUAGACCGUUCGUAACCGAAGAGACCGCUAUUCCUCGGCCCAAUUAUGAGGUUAUGACAGAUAUCCAAUUGUCAAAGCAGGUUUCCAACUACGGCUUCAAGUCAGUUAAGAAACGAUCCGCUAUGAUCGCGCUACUGAAUCAGUGCUGGGAGAGCAAAGCCGGGGCAACGGCUGCCGCAGGCCAAUCUAGUGCCCUUUCCACUACGAGCCAAACAUCGGCCGCUCGCGGGCCUCGCGGGAAGACAAGUACGGCUGCGGCUGCGGCAAAGUCGCCGACCAAAAGGCCUAGAGGCCGACCGAGAAAAAACAGCGCCGGAGCAUCUGGUGACAUAGCAGCAAUUGAAGCCACGACACCAGUCAAACGACCCCGUGGCAGACCCAAGAAGAACUCACAAGGGGAGUGUAGUCCGGAAAGAGUACAGAGCAUCUCGGCGUCUGUGCAACCCACGGGAGUUGCCGCUGUCCAAACGCCUCGGCGUCGUAAAAAGGCAGCAACGCAACCGAUGGUGGAGAUUCUGGAUUCGGAUGGCGAGGCUGGGCUUUCUCCUAGUCCAUCGUUGUCCCCGGAACCAGUGUUUUCUUCCCCAGAGAAGGGCGUCGACGUCUCGAUAGGAGAAGACACGACAAUGUCGCUGGCGGCUAACCCUACUGCCCAGCAGGCCGAGCUGUUCCUAUGCAUCACACGUGCGGUGAAGAGUGCACCACGGUCGACAGAUCCCGCGAAACCAUCAUGGCACGAAAAAAUGCUGAUGUAUGACCCAAUCGUUCUGGAGGAUCUGGCGGCGUGGCUAAACGCUGGGCAGUUGGACCGCGUAGGCUACGAUGGCGAGGUUGCGCCUACUGAUGUCAAGAUGUGGUGCGAAAGCAAGAGCAGGGCGGAACUUUGGCCUGAGGGCAAGAAACCAAGUUCCUGGCUCGAAUCCACGACGCUGACCGUUGAGGCCAGUAUUGUCCUGAUUUCACCUCAGAAUGAAGUGCUGCUGCUCAGGCGGACGGCAACGUCGAGUGCCUUUCCGGACGCAUAUGUUUUCCCCGGUGGCAAUCUAUCCAAAUUCCACGAGCCGGGGAUGACUACAGAAAUGGAAGGUGACUGUCCCGAAUUUCGCAUGGCAGCCAUCCGCGAAACAUUUGAGGAAAGCGGAAUUCUUCUAGCGGUGGACAACGCAAACCAAAAGCGGCUCCUUGAAUUAUCGGAUACGGACAGGGAGCUCGGCCGGAAGAAGGUGCACAGCAACGAAAUCAAGUUUGACGACUGGCUGGCUUCCACCGGCGGCGUCCCAGAUACGGGCAACCUAUUCGCUUGCACCCGCUGGAUCACGCCCAAGCCGAUGGCCAGGCGCUUCAACACGCAAAUGUACAUUUAUUUACUGCCACUGGAGGCCAAGGCCGAUUCGGUCAAGCACGUGCCGACCUCGGACGGCGGCCUCGAGCACACCGAGGCGGUAUUUGCCCCACCGCGCGAGUGGCUGCGGCGCGUGCGCCUCGGCGAGAUUGUGCUCUUUCCGCCGCAGAUCUACCUGUUAUCACUGGUGGCUGACCACCUGCAACCCGAGCCUGACGCGGGGCCGAGGGAUCUGUCGGCGGGGCGCGAGUCGCUCGUGUCCUACCUGAAAGCCACGCCCGAGGACGGCGUGCCCUGGGCGGACAAGGUCAUCACGCCCGAGGUCACGGCGCUGCCCGACGAUGUGGAUUCCGAAUCUGCGGGGGUCUGGAGGGGCAAGGUGAUCCUCAGUCUGACGAAGCCGAAAGGUGUCACGGACAAGGUUGUAUUGGUGGAUUUCCAGAGGGCAGGGCCGAUGUAUGGUGAAGUGGCUGCGCGAGAUGAGAUCCUCAAGCGACCAGCGAUGAAGGAGAAGCUCUAG